Molecule: messenger RNA, 8729 nt
Organism: Acanthopagrus latus (yellowfin seabream)
Lineage: Eukaryota; Metazoa; Chordata; Actinopteri; Spariformes; Sparidae
Product: echinoderm microtubule-associated protein-like 6
Exons: 42
Coding region: 2446-8328 (1960 amino acids)
Molecular function (GO): microtubule binding
Source: RefSeq, a predicted model, not a curated record
GCGGGCUCAUGAGUGUCCUCCGCUGAAACCGCACCUGACCUGACGGCUGGAGGAGGCGGGAAGCUCACGGAGGUUAACGAGAAGCAAACCGGAACCCGUGGCUUUGGACUUCAAAAUAAAACCAGGCAGCGCGUCGUUCAAACUGAAACUAAUCAAAGUCAUUCUCCACCCGAGACCAACACUGUGUCCACACUGUCGACUUAAAGUUCUGCCGGUACUGCCGGUCAGAUAUGUCCUCAGUGUGCUGGUUCCGGAGCUGGAACAAGUGGACCUGUUUGUGUUUGUUACUCUGAAGGCAGGCCAGAAUCACCGCGCUGUCAGGAAGCGUUUUAUUCUGAAAGUGCUAAGAGGAAGUGCUGGUGCUGAACGAGCCCGUCCUGACGCUGCCAGUGAUCCUGGAUCCCGUUAAUAUCCCGACUUUCCUUCAUCAUCUAUCGAUUUUGCUGCUGGUUCUGGACCGGGCAGUUGCGGCGGGUGUCAGCCGGGUUUCAGCCGGGUGUCUCGUCGGGCCCGCAGCAGCAGGGGCAGUCGCUGGUUCGGAUGCGGACCGACGGUGAUAAAUCGGUGCUGUAAUCUCCGGAUUUUAACUGGAAACAGCGAACAGACGGCGGCAGGAAUCAGCGGAGGGAUCUGGUUCUGGUGUCAUCUCAGCUUCAGACGCUUCGGUCGUGGAAUUACCGUCAGUUUACACCGAGAAUCGGUCCGUGUACCGACGGUCCAACCGGAACAUCUGCGGGAAUAACGGAGAUUACAGGACUGGACGGACCCGUAUUCCCUCUGACGGCUCGGAUAAUACUGUGGCAGAACUGAGACAUGUGUUCUCAACUGUGACCGAACCAGCUAACACCAGAACCACCACAGACGGUCCUGAAACCUGCACAUUAUCCCCGGAAUAUUCCGGUUUGGGGCUUUAGUUCGUCAAACGUUCCAAGCUGGAUUCUACAGAACGUUUCUGUUAGUAAGACUGUUCCUGUAGGUUCUCUGCUGUUCCUCAGAACCAUUCUAAUAACAUCUAAAGAACUUCUGUUAGAAAUGUUCUCAUAGAAUCUAAAGAACCUUACAACUGUUCUUGUAACAUUUAAAGAACUAUGUUAGAACUGGUCCAUUUACAUUUAAAGAACCUCAUAACCCUUCUAAUAACAUUUAAAGAACCUCAGAACUGUUAUAGUAACAUCUGAAGAACCUCAGAAACCUUCUAAUAACAUUUAAAGAACCUCGGAACUGUUAUAGUAACAUCUGAAGAACCUCAGAACCGUUCUAAUAACAUUGAAAGAACCUCAGAACUGUUAUAGUAACAUCAGAAGAACUUCUGUCAGCAACAUUCUAAUAAUAUCUAAAGAACCUCAGAGCCGUUCGAAUAACAUUUAAAGAACCCCUGUUUGCACUAAUAACAUCAGGGGGACCAUGGACCUGGGAACGGUGGAGUUAAGUUAAUUAAAUAACAUUUUGGUUACGUCAGUAGAACCAUUAAUGAAACUAACUAUAUUAAUGUUCCUUUUGGAACCAAACAGCAACAAUUCAUCAACUACACUAAAAUGGAAAGGUUCCAUGAGCACAAAUGAUUUUAUUGGGAUGAUGUUGUAAUUAUUGUAGUUCUUUAGAAAUGAGUCACUUUACAGAACCUUCACUAAAUCUGUCUGUGUUCCUGAGAACAUUCAACAGAACCAUCAGUACAGAAACUGAUGAAUUCCCACCUGCGAGAAGCAUCUUUGUUCCUGUCGGCUCAACAUCGUCACUCGACCUGCUUUAAUUUAAAGCGUGGGUCGUUAUCAAGGUGCAGAAACAGGUUCUUUUAGAACAGCUGACAGACUAAAUGUUUCUGUACAUAAAGUGGUUAAAAAACUAGGUUUUAUUUGUGUGAAUUGCACAGAACCUGUGUUGGACUUUCUGACACCUGCCAGUCGUCACGUCUCACCUUUAACAUGCAGAUCAUUUGGACCCUGAUGAGAUCAAACCUCCACUGACAUUAAUAUCUGAGUUAUGAGUGGAGGACGUCUCCGACCUCUAUGAAGGUCAAACCUGCACAAUUAAAGGGUCAGUCCACGCUUCCAGUCAUCAGCAGAACCUGAAGGACGUUCCCACGCUGAGAUUGUGGCCGCGUGGCUGAUCAGCACUCAUCAGUAUUCAGCUUGUUUAUUGUUCCAGCUGUCGAUGCCGUGUUGUCAGUGUGAAACACAAACACUGCUCAGGGUGAACGCCUUGGCUAGCAUUAGUUAGCUACAGCUAGGCAGCAGGCUGGAAUUAUGGGAAGUGUAGUUGGAUGUUGCAGUGUUAAAGAGACUACAAAGAUGGACUCCAGCGGUCAGCGGUAGGACUGCAGGAGCGAUUGUACGUAGCAGAUGCUACAUCACACAGGACCAGCCGGCCCAGCUCUCACUUCCUGGUUUAAACCCAGAAGAAAUACCUUCUUUGUCUUCGUGGAACUUUAUCGUUGAUUAAGGCAACAUGUCGGAUAAGACGGCGCCGCGCUGCCAGCUGAGGCUGGAGUGGAUCCACGGAUACAGAGGGCACCAGUGUCGGAACAACCUGUACUACACCGCAGGAAAAGAGGUGGUGUACUUUGUGGCCGGGGUGGGCGUGGUCUACAACACCCGGGAACACACCCAGAAGUUCUACCUCGGGCACAACGAUGACAUCAUCAGUCUGGCCAUCCAUCCAGAUAAGAUCCAGGUGGCGACGGGUCAGGUGGGUAAGGACCCGUUCAUCUGUAUCUGGGACACCUACGCCAUGCAGACUGUCUCCAUCCUGAGGGACGUCCACACUCAUGGAGUCGCCUGUCUGGCCUUUGAUUCUGAUGGACAGCGGCUGGUGUCAGUCGGUCUGGACGCCAAGAACACGUUGUGUGUUUGGGACUGGAGGAGAGGACGAGUCCUCGCCAUGGCAACAGGGCACUCGGACAGAAUCUUUGACGUGGCCUGGGAUCCGUUCCAGUCCAGUCGUCUGGUCAGCUGUGGAGUCAAACAUAUCAAGUUCUGGACUUUGUGUGGAAACGCUCUGACUCCAAAGAGAGGGAUCUUUGGGAAGACGGGCGACCUGCAGACCAUCCUGUGUGUCUCUGCAGCCAAAGAUGAGCUGACGUACUCUGGAGCCCUGAACGGAGACGUGUACGUGUGGAGGGGGGUCAACCUGAUCCGGACGGUCCAGGCUGCACACGGGGCGGGUAUCUUCAGCAUGCACGCCUGCGAGGAAGGCUUUGCCACGGGAGGACGAGACGGCUGCAUCCGACUUUGGGACGUCGACUUCAAGCCCAUCACCAAGAUCGACCUGAGGGAGACGGAGCAGGGAUACAAAGGUCUGUCCAUCCGCAGCGUUUGCUGGAAGGCUGAUCGGAUCUUGGCAGGGACGCAAGACAGCGAGAUAUUUGAGGUCAUGGUCCGAGACCGGGACAAACCAGUUCUGCUGAUGCAGAGUCACAGUGAGGGUGAGCUGUGGGCGCUCGACCUUCACCCCAAACAACCGGUCGCUGUCACCGGGAGUGACGACCGCUCCGUCAGGCUGUGGAGUCUCCCCGACCACACUCUGCUGGCUCGCUGCAACAUGGAGGAAUCCGUCCGCAGUGUUUCCUUCAACAACGACGGAUCUCAACUUGCUCUGGGCAUGAAGGAUGGCUCCUUCACUGUGCUGCGUGUCAGGGACAUGACGGAAGUCGUGCACAUCAAGGACAGAAAGGAGGUGAUCCACGAGCUGAAGUUUUCUCCGGACGGUUCCUUCCUGGCUGUCGGAUCAAACGACGGGCUGGUGGACAUCUACGCCGUCGCCCAGCGUUAUAAGAAGGUGGGAGAGUGCAGCCGCUCCGCCUCCUUCAUCACCCACCUGGACUGGUCAGUCGACAGCCGCUUCCUGCAGACCAACGAUGGCGCUGGAGAACGUCUCUUCUACAGAAUGCCGGCUGGAAAGCUGGUUCCUAAAGAGGAGGCAAAGGGGAUCCACUGGAUGACAUGGACAGGCGUCGUCGGGACAGAAGUGAACGGCAUCUGGCCCAAAUACUCAAAUGUCAACAAUGUGAACUCUGUGGACGCUAACUACAGCAGUGCCGUGCUGGUGACAGGAGACGACAGCGGCCUGGUCAAACUCUUCAGGUUCCCCUGCCUGAAGAAAGGAGCCAAAUUCAAAAAGUACAUUGGUCACUCUGCCCAUGUGACAAACGUUCGCUGGUCCAACGACCUACAGUGGGUCAUCAGUACUGGUGGCGCUGACCACGCUGUCUUCCAGUGGCGGUUCCUGCCAGAGGGUGUCAUGAACGGUGUCCUGGAGCCCCUCCUCCAAGAGGGCUACGCCGACUCCAACAGCGGAGAGUCGGACUCAGACGUGUCGGAUGUCCCAGAGCUGGACUCAGACAUCGAACAGGAAGCUCAGACCAGCUACGAACGUCAGGUGUAUAAGGAGGACCUGCCUCAGCUGAGGAAGAAGCUGAUUGGCUCCCUGAAGCGUCAGAAGGCUCCAGAGGAGGGUCUUCGUCUACAGUUCGUUCACGGGUAUCGGGGCUUUGACUGUCGUAACAACCUGUUCUACAGUCAGGCGGGGGAGGUGGUGUAUCACGUGGCCGCCGUCGCCAUUGUCUACAACCGGCUGCAACACAGUCAGAGGUUCUACCUCGGCCACGACGAUGACAUACUCAGCCUCACCGUCCACCCGCUCAAAGACUAUGUGGCUUCUGCACAGGUGGGCAGAGACCCAGCCGUCCAUGUCUGGGACAUCCAGACUCUGAAGUGUCUGUCGCUGCUGAAGGGACACCACAACCGAGGAGUGUGUGCCCUGGAGUUCACAGCGGAUGGGAAGAGUUUGGUCUCCGUAGGAAUAGACGGGUUUCACUCCAUCGUUAUCUGGGACUGGAAGAAAGGAGAGAGACUGGCCAAGGCCAGGGGUCACAAAGACAAGAUCUUUGUGGUGAAGAGUAACCCAUUCAGGAUGGACAAGCUGGUGACUGUUGGCAUGAAACACAUCAAGUUCUGGCAACAUUCAGGUGGCGGUCUGACGUUUAAACGGGGAAUUUUUGGAAACCUGGGGAAGCAGGAGACGAUGAUGUCAGCAUGUUACGGACGAUCUGAGGACCUGGUUUUCUCUGGAGCCACCAACGGAGACGUUUACAUCUGGAGAGACACGACGCUCAUCAAGACCAUCAAAGCCCACGAUGGCCCUGUGUUCGCCAUGUGCUCGCUGGACAAGGGUUUUGUGACGGGGGGGAAAGACGGCAUCGUGGAGCUCUGGGACGACAUGUUUGAAAGAUGUUUGAAGACAUACGCCAUCAAGAGAGCCGCCCUCUCUCCAACAUCUAAAGGUCUGCUGCUGGAGGACAACCCAUCCAUCAGAGCCAUCACACUGGGUCACGGUCACAUCCUGCUGGGAACAAAGAAUGGAGAGAUCCUGGAGAUCGACAAGAGUGGACCGAUGACACUGCUGGUUCAGGGUCACAUGGAGGGGGAGGUGUGGGGUUUGGCGGCUCACCCUCUACUUCCUGUCUGCGCCACCGUCAGUGACGACAAAACUCUGAGGAUCUGGGAACUGUCAGCCAAUCACCGCAUGGUCGCUGUCCGCAAACUCAAGAAGGGUGGGCGGUGCUGUGCCUUCUCUCCUGACGGUAAAGCUCUGGCGGUUGGUCUGAAUGACGGCAGCUUCCUGGUGGUGAACGCCGACACACUGGAGGACAUGGUGACCUUCCACCACCGCAGGGAGCUCAUCUCAGACAUCCGCUUUUCCCAAGACGCAGGGAAGUACCUGGCUGUGGCGUCCCAUGAUUCCUUUGUGGACAUCUACAACGUCCUGACCAGUAAGAGAGUCGGCAUCUGUAAAGGAGCCGGAAGCUACAUCACACACAUCGACUGGGACUCCAGAGGUAAGCUGCUGCAGGUGAACACCGGAGCUAAAGAGCAGCUUUUCUUUGAGGCUCCUCGAGGACGCAAACAGAACAUCAGCGUGGCUGAGUUUGAGAAGUUGGACUGGGCGAGCUGGACGUCUGUUCUGGGUCCCACCUGUGAGGGAAUAUGGCCGACACUCAGCUUUGUAAAUGCUGCCUCGCUCACCAAAGAUCGUAAACUGCUCGCCACCGGAGACGACUUUGGCUUCCUGAAGCUGUUCAGCUUCCCGUCCAGGGGCCAGUUUUCCAAGUUUAAGAAGUAUGUGGGUCACAGCACCAACGUGACCAACGUCCGCUGGUCCAAUGACGACUCGGUGCUGCUGUCAGUGGGUGGGGCUGACACGGCGCUGAUGAUCUGGACCCGAGAGCCACUGGGUCACAAAGAGAGCAAAGCUGUGGACAGCGAGGAGUCUGAUGACGACACAGAGGAGGACGGAGGGUACGACAGCGACGUGGCCCGAGAGAAAGUGGUGGACUACGUGACCAAGAUCUACUCUGCCAGCAUCAGGAACAUGUCGGGAACCAGACCUCACCUGCAGCACAAAGAGCUACCUGUGGAGGAGAGGCCUCCUGUGAGUCGAGCUGCUCCGCUGCCGGACAAACUGCUGAAGAACAAUGUAACCAAGAAGAAGAAGGUGGUGGAGGAGCUGCUGUUGGAGCACGUCUUCGGCUACAGAGGCUUUGACUGUCGCAACAACCUGCAUUACCUCAAUGAUGGCGCUGACAUCAUCUUCCACACCGCUGCUGCUGUCGUCAUCCAAAACCUGUCCGCGGGAACCCAGAGUUUCUACCUGGAACACACUGAUGACAUCCUCUGUCUGACUGUCAACCAACACCCCAAAUACCAGAACAUCAUCGCAACAGGACAGAUUGGUGACAUCACUGACCUGCCAGGCCUUGCUCCAUCCAUACAUGUGUGGGAUGCCAUGACCAAACAGACGCUGUCCAUCCUUCGUUGUUCCCAUGCGAAAGGUGUCGGCUACGUCAACUUCAGCGCUACAGGAAAGCUGCUGCUCUCAGUGGGAGUGGAGCCUGAACACACCAUCACAGUGUGGAGGUGGCAGGAAGGCACCAAGGUGACCAGUAAAGGUGGCCACGCUGAUCGGAUCUUUGUGGUGGAGUUUAGACCAGACUCUGACACCCAGUUUGUGUCGGUGGGAAUCAAACACAUUAAGUUCUGGACUCUGGUCGGAGGUUCACUUGUGUACAAGAAGGGAGUGAUCGGCUCAGUGGAGGACGGCCGCAUGCAGACGAUGCUGUCUGUCGCCUUUGGUGCUAACAAUCUAACUUUCACUGGCGCUAUUAACGGAGAUGUGUAUGUAUGGAGAGAACAUUUCCUGGUACGAGUGGUGGCAAAGGCGCACAGCGGUCCGGUCUUCACCAUGUACACAACCCUGAGAGAUGGCCUCAUCGUCACCGGGGGGAAGGAACGGCCAACUAAGGAGGGCGGUGCUGUGAAGCUUUGGGACCAGGAGAUGAAACGCUGCAGAGCAUUUCAGCUGGAGACCGGCCAGCAGGUGGAGAACGUCCGAUCCGUAUGCAGAGGGAAGGGUAAAAUCCUGGUGGGAACCAAAGAUGGAGAGAUCAUAGAGGUUGGAGAAAAGAACGCAGCCUCCAACACCAUGAUCAACGGACACACCCAGGGAGGGAUCUGGGGUUUGGCGACUCAUCCUUUUAAAGAUGUCUUCAUCUCCGCCAGCGAUGACGGGACCAUCCGAAUAUGGGACCUGGCUGACAAGAAACUUCUGAACAAGGUGAGCUUGGGUCAUCCUGCCAAAUGCACCUCUUACAGUCCCAAUGGAGAGAUGGUUUCCAUUGGCAUGGAGAAUGGAGAGUUCAUUAUCCUGAUGGUCAACUCCCUCACCGUCUGGGGCAAGAAGAGAGACCGCAGCGUCGCCAUCCAGGACAUACGGUUCAGUCCAGACAACCGGUUCUUGGCAGUGGGUUCAGUUGAAAGUGCUGUUGAUUUCUACGACCUUACUCUGGGACCAUCUCUGAACAGGAUUGGCUACUGUAAGGACAUCCCUGGUUUUGUCAUCCAGAUCGACUUCUCUGCAGACAGCAAACACAUCCAGGUGUCCACCAGCACCUACACCCGGCAGGUGCACGAGGUCCCCUCGGGGAAGAUGGUCACGGAGCAGUCUAUCUUUGAGCGGAUCACUUGGGCUACCUGGACCAGCAUCCUGGGCGACGAGGUUCUCGGUGUUUGGCCUCGUAACGCUGAGAAAGCAGACGUUAACUGUGCUUGUGUUUCCCACGCCGGCCUCAACCUGGUGACAGGAGACGACUUCGGCCUCAUCAAGCUCUUUGAUUUCCCGUGCUCUGAAAAAUUUGCAAAACACAAGCGGUACUUCGGUCACUCUGCUCACGUGACAAACAUUCGCUUCUCCUGUGAUGAUAAGUUCGUCAUCAGCGCCGGCGGCAGCGACUGCAGGAGACCUCACACCCUCUGUCUGCCUCAGUGCGUAAUAUGAGAUCUUUCUGCAGGAAACAAAGAACGACCUUCAGUAGUUCCUUUUUAAUAAAACAGCGUCAUACCCGGCUCUAGUGCCCCAGGGACCAUAUGUAAUUCAUCAUAAUAAAAACAGGAAGCCUAACAACACACUGUAAGAUAAGGUGUGUCUCAGCUGGUACUGGUCUCUUGUGGACUCAGACAGAGGAAGCUCCUGCUACACUCUUCAGAGAAAUAUCAGAGAUAAAAGCUUCAGUGAUUUGUGUCCUCUCAGUUUCAUAACUGUGUCCAACACUAACAUCUGUGUAGCAGCUGACGUUUCAUGUCCAACCAACAAAGAAGAGACAUUAUGUUUUGAGGUCCUCCUGGAUGAGCAACAAUGAGACAUAUUCAGACUUUAUUUCCACAUUAAUUCUCCUCUUU